Messenger RNA from Symbiodinium natans, 1329 nucleotides. NCBI's taxonomy places the organism in Eukaryota, Dinophyceae, Suessiales, Symbiodiniaceae. The record is from the annotation of a GenBank genome assembly.
AUGCUUGUGUCUGUGCAGGUUGAUGCUGCCCUUGUCGGUGAGGACUCCUGCCGUCGAAGGCAAGAGCCGGCAAAGAGCUUCUCCUUGACAAAGUCUUUCACUUCGCAGGACUGCGGCGUGGGAGCAGCAGCGGAGGAACUUAGCUCGCAAGACCGCCGGAGUUGCCGCGAGCAGUACAGCCACCAGUCGCAACGAGCAGGCUGGCUUGGCCUGCCGGUUUCCUUCCUUCAGCAGAUGGCUGUUUGCGGCCGCUGCGCAGUUUGCAACGUGUUCGCCAAGGUGCAGAACCUCUGGCGCAAGCUGAAGCGUGCCAUGAAGAAAGUGGCCAGCAAACUCAGCUCCAUCAAGCGACGACUCUUUGGGUACUCCUAUGCAUCUUCAUCUGUGCGACGACAGAUGAAAGAGCGCAUUGACAGUUACUUCCCAGAGAGUGGCGCCAGUAUGUUAGAGCUCUCUGAGGCUUCGAACAUGGAGCAGCUGGAAGUGGAGGAGGCGGAGCAGGAUGCGGAGGCAAUGCAGCACGAACGAAUGGUGGAGGAGCACCUCAUCGAACACCUGAGGAACAAGCCAGCCGCGGCUGUCGAUCAGCAUCUUGCCUUGCUGCAGAGCAGGCUGGACGAGAUGGAGAGAGGCGAAGAGGAACUUUUGCGCUCUACCCAGCGUGAGUUCACGGACAAGCUCGCUGCAAAUAGGCAGAAGCUGGAGGAGCAACUUCCCAUUGCUUUGAACAACAAAGACUGCCAGAAGGUCAUGCAAGCAUCCAUGGAAUCCAAAGUCCUUCAGCUGACGCUGUACAUCACUUUCCCAGACCUCGUGAGUGCCAUUCUGCAUGCAGUGGUUGGCAAUUUCGUUGGCGCCCUGCACGCCCUGGUGCCCGAGAUCUCCAUAUCAGCAAUACCCACAGGUGGCCACCCCGAAGACCUCGAUGUCGAGCGCUGCUUGGAUGCGGUGCGUGAUGCGCGACAGCCGUAUCUGGAUGCUUGCACUCACGAACAGCCACUUCUUGCCUGCACGGCGCGAACAUUCCAGCGAUUGAUGCAAGGAGCUUUGUCCCAGCAGUGGUGGCCGUUGAUGCACAACGAAGAGGGCACUCCGGGCUCCAUCGACUUGGGAUACAAGUAUGAUGAGCUCAUGAAUGCCUUGGCGUGUUCGUCGAAAGGAAGCUGUCUCGAGAAGGGUCUGACUGACUUGGAAUCGGAGGACUACUGUGCCUGGAUCGGUGCAUGGAGCUGUGUCUCAUCAAGAAAUGCAUUCUACGCCGCAAUUGCAUGUGUGCGCCGCUACUCUGCUCAGAUCUCAGCUUCGAACGUAGGGCUGCAGGCCGUUUAG